This is a messenger RNA of Prunus armeniaca (apricot), 411 nucleotides long. The record is from the annotation of a GenBank genome assembly. Lineage: Eukaryota; Viridiplantae; Streptophyta; Magnoliopsida; Rosales; Rosaceae.
AUGCCAGACACUAGAGUCAUUGAGGAUGUCCGGAAAAGUUUGAAAAUCAACAAGAAACAGUUUCUUCAGUGUUGGGAGGUUUUCCUUUAUCUCGGCCUUGAUCAUGUGGACAGCUAUAUGGAUGAUUUUGUGGGAAUUAUUUCUAAUCGCAUGAAGGAAGAUCUUAUCAGAAAAGAUUCUGGGACUGGUGGGAAGCAAGUGAUUGAAGUUCCAAGCAAUUAUGAACCCGAGAUGUCAUUUGUGAUGUUCAGGUCACAAGCUGGUGAAGCUGCUAGUACUGUUCAGAUAGAUGAGAAUCAACCAAAUCAGGAGGAGCAACUCCAGCAGUUAGUUGAUGAGAGAGUGAAAGAGAUCAAAUCAAUAGCCGAGAAAGUGUCUGUGCAGCUCUCUAUCAUUGCUGAGGCAUCAUAA